GUUGUAUUUUCACUUUAGGUCUGAGUUCAAUUUAAUUCACAAUCCCUUCAUCAUGUCUCAUCCCGAACCAUCUCAGCCAGUUCACUUGACCAAGGCUUCUUCCAUCAAACAAUCCGGAGGCCAGACAGAGGGAAUGAUAAGAUCCAACGCAAUAGUCGAUAAAUGCGACGGCAUAUGUGCUACUCACAUGCUUGCGAAACCACACACUGCUUCAUCCGUCCACCACCAUGGCGAACAGGACACGGUAGUCUAUGCUGUUAAAGGACGGGGCACUGUUGUAAGUGAAGGGGGAGCAAAGAGGGUAGACUUGGAACCAGGCGACUACGCACUUAUCCCCGCAUUCAUGGAACACCAAGAAGUCAACGACGGGGACGAAGAUGUGAUCUGGACUAUAGUAAGAAGCGGGAGAAUCCCCGAAGUCGUCAAUCUCACUGGCUGGAAUGGAGAGCCUAUCAAUGGUUAAGACUAGGAACCUUUGCGCCUCUACGGCUACGGACGAACGAACAUGAAGCUUGCGCCUAACAGAAACACUAAGCACUCAGCAACAUCCCAAUGCUUCUUUCUAUAUUGAUCCUGUAUAUAUGCGAAUGGUAUAUGGUACGGAGAAAUGAACCACACCACCGUCUUUUCGUCUUCGGCACCUGAACACCUUCAAUC
Annulohypoxylon maeteangense is the source of this 657-nucleotide messenger RNA. Its product is annotated as RmlC-like cupin. The coding region runs from base 53 to 463 and encodes 136 amino acids. NCBI's taxonomy places the organism in Eukaryota, Fungi, Ascomycota, Sordariomycetes, Xylariales, Hypoxylaceae. The record is from RefSeq and is a predicted model, not a curated record. The transcript has a single exon.